Messenger RNA from Delphinapterus leucas (beluga whale), 2861 nucleotides. It is a transcript of the gene PEX3, whose product is annotated as peroxisomal biogenesis factor 3. The record is from RefSeq and is a predicted model, not a curated record. Gene Ontology annotation, cellular component: peroxisomal membrane. Gene Ontology annotation, biological process: protein import into peroxisome membrane. NCBI's taxonomy places the organism in Eukaryota, Metazoa, Chordata, Mammalia, Artiodactyla, Monodontidae. Gene Ontology annotation, molecular function: protein-macromolecule adaptor activity.
GCAGCUACAGAAAGCGCAGCUGCUCAGCUACAGUCUCCGCCCCCUUCCCGCUCCGGUGACAGUCUCUGCGGAAAGUCGCGUUCGUGGUUUUUGGAGAGCACCGAGUGGGAAGACGGCGGUCCAGCCGGGUAGUCCGUGCCAGGCGACGAAGAAACGUUUUCCUGGUGAACCAUUCCUCCUUCCCUUUAGGCAGCCCGCACCCCCAGGGCCUGAAGAUGCUGAGAUCUACGUGGAAUUUUCUGAAACGUCACAAAAAGAAAUGCAUCUUCCUGGGUACGGUCCUCGGAGGAAUAUAUAUCCUGGGGAAAUAUGGACAGAAGAAAAUCAGAGAAAUACAAGAAAGGGAGGCUGCAGAAUACAUUGCCCAAGCACGACGACAAUAUCAUUUUGAAAGUAACCAGAGGACUUGCAAUAUGACAGUGCUGUCCAUGCUUCCAACACUGAGAGAGGCCUUAAUGCAGCAACUCAAUUCUGAGAGCCUUACAGCUCUGCUAAAAAACAGGCCUUCAAACAAGCUAGACAUAUGGGAGGAUCUGAAGAUAAUAAGUAAGCCUGCGUAUUCUGUGCAACAGAACAGCCUUAAAAUAUUUUUAACGGGGAAUUUUUGUACUCUAUUAUGUUUCACAAGAAGUAUCGUAGCUGUGUACAGUACUUGCAUGCUGGUGGUUCUUUUGCGAGUCCAGUUAAACAUAAUUGGUGGAUAUAUUUACCUGGAUAAUGCAGCAGUUGGCAAAAAUGGCACCACAGUUCUUGCCCCCCCAGAUGUCCAACAGCAAUAUUUAUCAAGUAUUCAACACCUCCUUGGAGAUGGCCUGACAGAAUUGAUUACUGUCAUUAAACAAGCUGUGCAGAAGAUUUUAGGAAGUGUUUCUCUUAAACAUUCUUUGUCCCUUUUGGACUUGGAGCAAAAACUAAAAGAAAUCAGAGAUCUCGUUGAGCAACAUAAAUCUUCUUCUUGGAUUAAUAACGAUGGAUCCAGAUCUUUAUUGUGCCAUUAUAUGAUGCCAGAUGAAGAAACUCCGUUAGCAGUUCAGGCCUGUGGGCUUUCUCCUAGAGAUGUUACCACUAUUAAACUACUCAAUGAAACUAGAGACAUGUUGGAAAGUCCAGAUUUUAGUACAGUUUUGAAUACCUGUCUAAACCGAGGAUUUAGUAGACUGCUAGACAAUAUGGCUGAGUUCUUUCGACCUACUGAACAGGACCUGCAACACGGUAACUCCAUGAAUAGUCUUUCCAGUGUCAGCCUGCCUUUAGCUAAGAUAAUUCCAAUAAUAAAUGGACAGAUCCAUUCAGUUUGCAGUGAAACACCUAGUCAUUUUGUGCAGGAUCUGUUAAUGAUGGAGCAAGUGAAAGACUUCGCUGCUAAUGUGUACGAGGCCUUUAGUACUCCUCAACAACUGGAGAAAUGAUUUUUUCCUUCAGGAAGAACUACAGUGGAAUUCAUUUGCUUUAAAAAAUACACUGAAUAAAUCAACUAUAUAGAGGGUAAUGAUUUGGUACUGAAAUGUCUAAUAAAAAUAUAUUCAUAAUCAAAGUCUUCAUUUCAUAAUAAAAUAGAUUUAUUUGGCAUCUUAAUAUAUUUUUUUAAAGUCAUCAACAAACUGGUUUUUGUGGGCAUAUCUGAGUGUACACAGGGCAAAUGUCAGAAUUGUUAAUAAUUUGUUACACCAUGGAUAUUAGUUCCAAACUGAUUAAUGUAGAUACUUUUUUUAUAUAAUAGGAAAUUCAGUAUACUUUGACAUUAAUACUGAGGUAAAAUCUGUUUGGGAAGUAGGUGUGAAGUCUGGAAAAUAAUGCUAUUUAAUCAUUAAGUUCUCUGGACUACAGUAUACAGGAGUGAAUCAGACUUCCAGUUAGUAUUCAAAGGGAUAAAUUAUUUGUCUUAAAUAUACCUGAUUGAGGACUUCGUUUUUUUAUAGAAAUCAGUUAAUUUAGCAACUGUGAUCGGGACUUCCCUGGCAGUCCAGUGGUUAAAACUCCCCGCUUCUCCUGCAGGGGGAACGGGUUCGAUCCCUGAUCCCUGGUAGGGGGAACUAAGAUUUUGCAUGCCGCGUGGCACGGCCAGAAAAAAAUAGGGAACAACUAUGAUCAGCAAUUUUUUUCUUUACUGUUGUUAACAAUCCUUAGGAAACUACAUAUUGAUUUAGGGGCAAAAAUUGUGUUGAUGCCGUUUACUCACAGCCAUGAUUAACUACUGUACAUAGUUUCAUUCAUUUUUUGUAAAUAAUUUUAAUAACUUACUUUGUAUUGAUUUUGAACAGUGAAUCUUAUUGCAAUAAAGUAUUUUAGUAAAAUAUGGUUUUAUUGAGUUAAUACUUUACAGCUAUUAAUUUAUUUGUCCCAUAGCAUUUUUGCUGUUAUUUUUGGAGAUUACACUAGUUUUCAAGUUUCAUUUUAACUGGUAAUUGUUGCUUUCUUUUAACUUACUUGUUUAGAAAAAAUAAAUAGCAUUUCCUUCUGAAAAGAAAUAAUUCAUUGUUCUAGUAAAUCUAUAGUUCUUUAUAUGGGUAAUUAGAGGAGAAAUAAAUGAAUCAUGAUCGUCAUUAUAUUAGAUAUACUUUCAGUAGCAUAAGAAUAUUUUCAGUAGCAUCAUUUUAUGUUGUUUUAUUUCUCUAACAUACAACAUAUAGCUAAAUAGUAGAAGGUAGAAAAUGAAUUGUGAAGUCUCUUCUAAGGCCAGGUUAGGCCUGAAGCCAACCACUAGGGAAUCUAUGCCUAGAAUAUUUUUUUAAAAAAACAAAAAACAAAACAAGAAAACCAGAAAAAACAGAUGUAAAAGUGGAGAGGAGAGCAAAUGCUUCUUUUCAAAAUUUGACAGAAUAUAAUGAUGUUAUUUCUAAUAGCGUGGUGGAAAAACUGUA